Messenger RNA from Nothobranchius furzeri (turquoise killifish), 1780 nucleotides. It is a transcript of the gene rgs9bp, whose product is annotated as regulator of G protein signaling 9 binding protein. Gene Ontology annotation, biological process: G protein-coupled receptor signaling pathway. Gene Ontology annotation, cellular component: neuron projection. NCBI's taxonomy places the organism in Eukaryota, Metazoa, Chordata, Actinopteri, Cyprinodontiformes, Nothobranchiidae. The record is from RefSeq and is a predicted model, not a curated record.
AGCCUCCGCUAGUGAAAGGACCAUUGUGGUAGACAGACAGCUGCUCUCCUGUCUCUCUGGUCUCAGUGAUGCUUAAUAAGAUUAGCCGUUCAUCUCAGCCUGCGUCAGUGCAAAGGGGUCAAUCGCAGGAUUAGCACCUUAAGACUUGAAUCAGUUUAUUAUACUUUUUCUUUAUUACUUUGACUUUCCUACAUCGGCCUCCAAAGCGUGUGCGGUUUAGUAGCAGGAGGAGAGGAAAGGCGUGCAUGAUGCUGCUCCGGGACUGAGUCUGGACUCUCAGCUGCUGAAUGAAGCAUCAUCCGGGGAGCAGCUGCACAAGCGAAGGGCAGUUGGGCCAAAAUCUUGCUGUCUGAGACCCUUGGCGAAUCCUCCUCAUGCCACUGGUGAAUAACAAAGUUGGCGAUGAUUGCACAUCUUGCAGUGGCGAGGCUUUGGCAGAGGGGAAGGCUCUGGUGGAUUCUUUGAUAAAGGUGGUAGCAUGCUAUCGACACUUAGCCGCAUGUGUUGGAGGGAGCAUGGACAGCUUACAGCUCCGCGAUGAGUUGCGGCAGAUGAGGCAAAAGGCCCAAAAUCUGGCCACGGCCCUCUGUCACCAUCUGACCGGUCACCUCCGAGACAAGAGCCUACCUGAGGAGCAGCGGAAAGAGAUGGAGCUCCUCUGGGUGGCCUUCUCCUCCAGUCUUGAGCUCCUUCAUGUUGACAUUUGUAAAGUUUUGAAGAUCAGUAGCAACUUCUCACUGGCUAACUCAGCAUCUCUGGUCCAAACUGGAGUACAAGGGGGAGGCAGUGAGGUGGCAGCUCGAGCUCUCAGUUUGCCAGACCUGAACCAGACUCAGGCCAGAAUACUCCCACCCAGCCUAGAAACAGAAGAACACAGCACCAUGGAGCGAGAGAUCGCACAGAUCGACCACAUGAUUGAUGACAUGGAGAUGAAGGUGAACGUGCUGCGUUGGACGGUAGAGCCCCACGGACCGCAGUAUGCGGAUCCACUGAGCAGCACUGACAGCGCCUCCUUGGCCCUGGUCUCUGUUGUCGAAGAACAGCCUGGCCCCAGACUCCAGCCUCUUUGCCAGCGGAGCCAUGUUUUUGUGCUCUUAUUGCUGUUUGCUGUUAUUUUAGUGGCAGUCACUUUAUCUGUCUGUGUUUCCCUUUUCUCAUGAAUAAAACCUUAAUAUGCUUAAUUAAUUGUAUUUUCUGUAAAAGUAGACAGGCUAAGUAACAAUCUAAGCUUUGCAUGUACGGUAGGGUUCUUUUCCUCUAUGCUCUUUUCACGUUUUCUUUAAAAGCCACUAAAUGUUUUGUCAGACCAUGGCGUAAUAAUUAACACCAAACCAGUCAUUUGCUGCAGAGAAUCCACAGCUGCCAUAACUAAAGGAACGGUAGAAACUUCUUUCAUACGGUGAAUUCACUUUGGAACAGAUGAUUUUGUUUAUAUUUCUGCCUGAAUGAACAAAUCUGAUUGAAAAAUUGAGUAUAUAUAUAUUAUAACUUGUUGCCAUGGAGAUCAGGUAGGUGCUGAUGCCCGGUAGUGUAAGAUGUUUUUUUUAGAUUCAUAAUGGAUUUUGUAUAUAAUCUGCACCAUGAAAUAUCCCAUCCAUUAAAAAUAUAUCAACUUUGAUAAAACUGUUUUCCAUUUGUCUUUGUUAUUACAAAGUAAAGCAUCUUCAGCUGAUUGACAACAUAGAAUUGCUUCAGUGCUGAUAUCCUGAGAAACUAUCCCAUGAUCAACAUGAAACAUAAUCAGAAUCUGCUCUGGAUUUUAAUGCUGAUAUUACUGGAU